Molecule: messenger RNA, 2679 nt
Organism: Anopheles maculipalpis
Lineage: Eukaryota; Metazoa; Arthropoda; Insecta; Diptera; Culicidae
Product: ribosome biogenesis protein BOP1 homolog
Exons: 5
Coding region: 24-2663 (879 amino acids)
Biological process (GO): maturation of LSU-rRNA from tricistronic rRNA transcript (SSU-rRNA, 5.8S rRNA, LSU-rRNA); ribosome biogenesis
Cellular component (GO): PeBoW complex; preribosome, large subunit precursor
Molecular function (GO): protein binding; ribonucleoprotein complex binding
Source: RefSeq, a predicted model, not a curated record
GUUUUGUUAAUUUAGUCGGUAAAAUGGUUGCCAAUAAAGAAAAGGCAACGAAACGUAAAGCUUCCAUUGCGGAGGUGAAGGCAGAACAGAUCGCCUCAAAACAGGAAGCGGAAGAAUCGACCGAAGACAGCAACGAGGAGAGUGACUAUGCAUCGGAUGAGGAAAAUUUGCUCGGAAACAUCAAUAAUGAAGGUGAAGAUAGUAGCGAUUCGGAUAGGGAAUAUGAUACCGAUGAGGAUGAUGAUGAUGAGGUGUUAAGCUUCGAAAGUCUUGGAUCAGAUGGGGAGGAAGAUUCGGAAGAAGAUACUGGUGCUAGGUUGGAAGAGAUCGAGAACGAUAAUGAUGAGGAUGCAGAGGACGAAGAGGAACCCGAUUCGGCCGAUGAUGUAAACAGCGACAGUGAAUCGGAAGAGGACGAUGAAGAAGAUGAGGAUAGCAGCGAAGAGGAUCUUGAAGAGGAACAGGAAGUGGAAGAAAAUGUAGAAAAAAUGCAAGAAUCCAAACCUGCUAAAUCUGAAAAACCGGCGCAACCCGCUAAAUCAGCAAAACCAGCCAAACCAGUUAAGCAGGAUAACAAGAAAAAGGCAACACGGAAUGAGUCUGACGACGAGGGCCCACUUCCAGCGGACGACGAGGAUGAGCUGAGGCUUGGAAGAAUUGAAGAUGUGCUUGGCGAGGGCGAAAAGAAAACACGUGGCUUGAGUGUAUUCCCAACCCUACCGAAGAGGAAGGGCAAACCGAAGGACGAGUAUGCCGCCGGUGACACAUCGGACGAGGAAGAUAUCCGCAAUACGGUUGGCAACAUACCGAUGCAUUGGUACGACGAGUACAAACACAUCGGGUACGAUUGGGACGCCAAGCGGAUCAUCAAGGCGAAGAAGGGUGAUGCGAUCGACGAUUUUCUGCAGCGUAUGGAAGAUCCCAACUUUUGGCGCACCGUAACCGACCCACAGACCGGGCAGAAGGUGGUCCUGUCGGACGAUGACAUCGGGCUGAUCAAGCGCAUCAUGGCUGGACGCAAUCCGGACGUCGAGUACAACGAUUACGAACCGUUCGUCGAGUGGUUCACGUCGGAGGUGGAAAAGAUGCCGAUACGCAACAUCCCGGACAGCAAGCGUUCGUUCCUGCCGAGCAAGGUGGAAAAGCAAAAGAUUGGCAAGUACGUGCACGCGCUCAAGAUGGGCUGGAUGAAGACGAGGGCGGAGAAGCGCCGGCUGGAAGCGAUCCGCCGAAUGCCCAAGUUCUACAUGCUUUGGCAAACGGACCAUGGAAAGGAGGAUAUGCGCCGGAUUCAUGAUCAUGUCGUCGCACCAAAGCGCCCACUGCCGGGCCAUGCCGAAUCGUACAACCCACCGCCGGAGUAUUUGUUCGAUGAGAAGGAACUGGAACAGUGGAAAAGGCUUGCGAAUGAGCCGUGGAAGAGGAAGCGUCCGUUUGUGCCUCAGAAGUACAAUAGUUUGCGGGAAGUGCCGGCGUACGGGAGAUUCAUUAAGGAGCGUUUCUUGCGCUGUUUGGAUCUGUAUCUGUGUCCACGUAGUCGGCGGACGCGUGUUGCCGUUGGUCCGGAGUAUCUGGUGCCGAAGUUACCUUCGCCGCGGGAUUUGCAACCAUUCCCGACGCUGCAGAACCUUAUCUACAAGGGCCACACGAACAUGAUUCGUUGCAUUAGCGUGGAACCGAAGGGCGAAUAUCUGGUGACCGGCUCGGAUGAUAUGACCGUGAAGAUUUGGGAAAUAUCGACCGCCCGUUGCAUCCGCACGAUACCGACCGGUGACAUUGUGCGUUCGGUAGCCUGGUGUCCGAACAGCAAGAUUUCACUGGUAGCCGUAGCGAGCGGCAAGCGCGUAUUGCUCAUCAAUCCGAAGGUGGGUGAUUACAUGCUGGUAAAGAAGACGGACGAUCUGCUGGCGGAAGCACCCCGAUCCGAUACGGUGGACAAUGAGCGCAUCCAGACGGCGAUCCAGUGGGGUGAGGUAACGGAGGAGGAAAGCAAAGCGGGUGUCCGUAUCGUCAUUACGCACUUCCGUGAGGUGCGUCAGGUUACCUGGCAUGGGCGGGGUGAUUACUUUGCAACAGUCAUGCCGGAUGCUGCGUACCGAUCCGUUAUGAUCCAUCAACUGUCCAAGCGUCGUUCACAGCUGCCGUUCUCGAAGAGCAAGGGAUUGGUGCAGUGUGUACUGUUCCAUCCGGUAAAACCUUGCCUGUUUGUUGCGACCCAACGACACGUCCGUGUGUACGAUCUGGUUAAGCAGAUGAUGCUGAAAAAGCUUUACCCGGGCUGCAAAUGGAUAUCCAGCAUGGCCAUCCAUCCGAAGGGUGACAAUUUACUGGUGGGCACGUACGAGAAGCGUUUGAUGUGGUUCGAUCUGGAUCUGUCCACCAAACCGUACCAACAGUUGCGUAUUCACAAUUCGGCCAUCCGUGGCGUAGCUUUUCACCAGCGCUAUCCACUGUUUGCUUCUGCCGGUGAUGAUCGCAGUGUGGUCGUUUCGCACGGCAUGGUUUACAAUGAUUUGCUACAAAAUCCUCUAAUUGUACCGCUACGUCGGUUGAAAAAUCACGAGAUUGUGAACGACUUUUCCGUGCUUGACCUUGUAUUCCAUCCUACACAGCCGUGGAUCUUCUCGUCCGGGGCAGACAAUACGGUGCGUUUGUACACGUAAAUUAUGGAUGGAAGUA